Molecule: messenger RNA, 1112 nt
Organism: Suncus etruscus (white-toothed pygmy shrew)
Lineage: Eukaryota; Metazoa; Chordata; Mammalia; Eulipotyphla; Soricidae
Gene: UROS
Product: uroporphyrinogen III synthase
Exons: 9
Coding region: 53-850 (265 amino acids)
Biological process (GO): uroporphyrinogen III biosynthetic process
Molecular function (GO): uroporphyrinogen-III synthase activity
Source: RefSeq, a predicted model, not a curated record
UGAGCUCUGAGACCAGUCUCUCUGUCCACUCAUAGCCCUGACUGCCGCAGCCAUGCAGGUUCUCCUGCUGAAGGACCCCAAGGAAGAUGAGUGUGGUCAGGACCCCUACGUCAGGGAGCUGGACUCAUGUGGAGUCAGUGCCACCCUAAUCCCCGUUCUGUCCUUUGAGUUCCUGUCUCUUGCCAGCCUCUCAGAAAAGCUGUCUCAACCUGAGAACUACGGGGGCCUCAUCUUCACCAGCCCCAGAGCGGUGGAAGCAACAAAGCUGUGUCUGGAGAAAGACAGUAAAGUUGCAGUGUGGACAGAAACCCUGAGGGAGCAGUGGAAGGCCAAGCCAGUGUAUGUAGUCGGGAAUGCCACCGCCUCCCUAGUGCACAGGCUGGGCUUGGACACAGCCGGAGAAGCCUGCGGGAAUGCUGAGAGACUGGCAGAAUUCAUUUGCGCCCGGAAGCUCCCCACGCUGCCACUGCUGUUCCCCUGUGGCAACCUCAAGAGAGAGGUUCUGCCCAAAGCACUCCGGAACCAAGGGGUUCCCUUGGAGAGCCUGACUGUGUACCGCACUGUCCCACACCCUGCAAUCCGGAGCAGCUUGCAUAACUACUAUGCCCAGCAGGGGGUCCCUGCCAGCAUUACGUUUUUCAGCCCAUCGGGCCUGAGCUACAGCCUCGAGUACAUCCGGGAAUUGUCGGGUGAGCACAUUGAGCAGAUCCAGUUCGUGGCAAUCGGCCCCACCACAGCCCAGGCCUUAGCCGCAGAGGGCCUUCCCGUGAGCUGCACAGCCGAGAGUCCCACGCCACAGUCCCUGGCUACAGGCAUCUGCUCAGCACUCCAGGCUCAUGGUGCCCGCUGACCAGGUGUAGGUGGGUCAAGAGCUGGGCUCACCCCAAAGACUGCCGCUCAGGGCCAUGUGGGCCUAAUAUUUGCCUCAGACAGACCACAGGGGACAUCAGGCCCCAGGAGAGCCCAAAAUCAUGGACCCACCCAGCCCUGAGCAGUGCCCAGGGGCUCACUGACCUCCUCACUGCCCGUUCUGGGCAUUUCUCAUUGCCGAGCCAAGUCUGGAAGAAAAUAGUCAUGCCUACGCUGAGAAUAAAAUGUGUGUGUGUGUGUGA